GAUGGGCAGAGUGUCUGUGAGGCAGAGGCUGUGUCUAUGACAUGCCACCUGUUGCACUGACUGACAUCUCACUGGUUGCAUAGUGUUAAACCAAACAAAAGCUCGUGUGAGUUUGGAGAGUGGUUCUGUAUUUUAUGUAAACAACCUCUCCGUUCCAGGAAACUGCCGUUUACAGAGAGGUUGAACUAACUGAGAAAGAUUAACCAAAAAAAGUCAUCUCAAGCAAAAGAGUUCAUGAUUAUGAUUAUGUCGGUCUCUGUUUUCACUGAGAAAAUAUGUGGACUCAAAUCCAAUAAACACAAACUGCGAGUGUGAUUGGGAGCUGUGUGAACCUAUGGACUGACUCCCUAAAACAUGUGACAUUAAGCAAACACGCAUGUUGCCAAACUUUGUGUUCCCAGUAACUCACACAGAAUAAAUCAGGGUUUGAGUUGCCUGUAAAGAAUUUUAUGAAUGUAAAUAACUAAUAAAUUGAAAGAUAACAGCAGUUUCAGUAGUGCAGGCAGGCGAUGAGAAUAUUCUCAGAGUUGUGUUUCAUGAUCUAAUUUGAUACUCUGACCAAAGAGAUAACCAGAGAAUGAUCUCUGAGUAGUGAUAUCACUCACAAUCAAAAUAUUAAUGGCAGCAGCUGGAGCCGGACAUUAAUUCACUUAUAAAAUGUAUUUCAGUAAUGUGUGAUUCAUCAACAUUAGCAGCACCAUCUAAGCAGCUCUCAGUAUGUCUCAAUGAGAUUCCAGUUCACAUUCAGAAUCCGUGUUACAUGCUGAAAUUUUUGAGCAAGUGCAUGAUUCACACCAAAAACAGGCUCUACUUUUUCCCUUUUCUUCUGAUCAGAAUGUGAAUGUCACCAUGAGCCAUGUGGGUCAGUUAAUGCACUAUUUUGGUCCAGACUAUUGGAUGGGUCGCCAUGACAUUUUGUACAGACAUUCAUGAUGCCCAAAGGAUGAAGCCUAAUUACCCACCACCAGCAGGUUAAAAGUUUCACCCAUCAAGUGAACAUCUACAUGAUGGAUUGGCACAACAUUUUGUAUAAAACCUUCACAGUUGCCCUGAAAACAAAUCCUAAUGACUUUGGUGAAAUUUGUAAUAUGUCUAAUACUUUGGUUAAUGACUAAAUUCCUGCAAAAUUAAUGACAUUCCCAUCAGUCUCAGUUGUACUUUGUGUUUAGUGCUAAUUAGCAAAUGUUAGCAUGCUAACCUGCCAACUAGCAUGCUAACCUGCCAAACUAAGAUGAUAAACAUUGGUAAACAACAUGGUAAACAAGGAUACCGCUGCUUCAAGAUGGUCAUGUUCUUCUCCGGCUUCAUGUUUGGAUCAGCAGCCGUCGUCCUGUUGUACCACAAAGAGCCUGUUCUGGACGCCCAGUUGGGCACAGAGACCAAAGCAGGGAUCGGCCUGGGCGUUGGUGUGCUCUGCGGGCUGAUGACCAUGCUGGUGUCCACUAUGGGACUCAUCCUCAGCGGCAUACAGCUGGGGGGCCUGAUCUCCCUCCCCAUCCUGGUGGUCAUCGGACAGUUUUACAGCCUUACUCCAGUGUGGGUGCCUCUCAGUGCCGUAGUGGCCGUCAGCGUUGUCACUGCUGUCUUCACAAUUCAGUGGCAGAAACUGUUCACCAUCAUCUACACAUCUGUGUUUGGAGCGACCGCCGUGAUGCUGUGUGUGGAUUACCUGGUUGGGACGUUCAUGUUGCCAGAUCAGGUGUACGAUAUGCUUUGUCAAGCUGCACCACGUCCACUCUGCUGGUUUAACUGGGCGAUCACUGGGAUCUUUCCUGUUUUGAGUCUGAUAGGUGUGUUGGUGCAGUGGAAGUUGACUGGCAAAGGAGUAUCACACACAGAAGCUGCACAAAAAAAACAGAAGAAAAACGCCAGGAAGCACAGACAUAGAGAGUCAAGAAGAGGACCUCAACCACACCGUCGGCGCAGGCCUCCACCUCUGAAACGCUACGCCGGGGACGUCCUGGCACCGAGUUAUCUCCAGAGCCUUCAGGAGCACCAGAUGGGAACGGGCUCCUCCUGCAGCAGCGUCAGCACUAUCACACAUACUCUAAUUGACUUUGACUUUGAGACGGGCUCCAUGGUGCCUCUGACUGCUGCCUCUCCGGUGUUUGCGGUCUGAAGGAAUAGAGCGUCAAAUACAUGUAAACUGCAUAUAUAUCUGAGGAGUCCGUUACCUUAUACCUGAUUAUUACAACAUUACUUUGACCUGUUCACUUUCACGGAAACAAUUCAACCAUUUUGAUGAGUGGCUUCGUCAGAUAAUCGUCAACAUGCACACAGAGAUCCUUGGAGAUCAUGCUGUGAAUGAUGAUAAGACAAAAUAACACAACAUACACAGCGGAGACUUUGAGUUUUACAGUUGUGCUGUUUUGUUUCACACCAUGCCAACAGCAAAACAACUUUUUAUUCUCCAAAUAUUAUCACAUCCUCUCGGAAAAACUCCAUGUGAACGGAUACAAA
This is a messenger RNA of Thunnus maccoyii (southern bluefin tuna), 2460 nucleotides long. RefSeq names its product transmembrane protein 198-like. The record is from RefSeq and is a predicted model, not a curated record. The coding region runs from base 1211 to 2119 and encodes 302 amino acids. The transcript has 4 exons. Gene Ontology annotation, cellular component: plasma membrane. Lineage: Eukaryota; Metazoa; Chordata; Actinopteri; Scombriformes; Scombridae.